Messenger RNA from Bolinopsis microptera, 675 nucleotides. RefSeq names its product DNA-directed RNA polymerase III subunit RPC8-like. The transcript is spliced from 7 exons. The record is from RefSeq and is a predicted model, not a curated record. Gene Ontology annotation, cellular component: RNA polymerase III complex. NCBI's taxonomy places the organism in Eukaryota, Metazoa, Ctenophora, Tentaculata, Lobata, Bolinopsidae. The coding region runs from base 1 to 675 and encodes 224 amino acids. Gene Ontology annotation, biological process: DNA-templated transcription; transcription initiation at RNA polymerase III promoter.
AUGAAUGAUCCCAUCCACAUUUCGACAGUACUCCACACGGUCCGUCCCCAGAAAGGAAACAGAGUGUCCCCUUCAACAGCCAGGAGACGAAGAGUCAGAAAAAAAAGUCAAAACAAGCUAAUAGAACUAAGGAAUAAUGUUGGUAUCCGGCCCUCCCUCUUCAAACUGGAACAAACCCGAGCUAUAAAGGAGGUGCUGAACACCAAGCUAGCAAACAAAGUGCUUUACCCUCACGGACUGUGUAUUGCACUUCAUGAUAUUAUUCAGAUUGGGGAGUCUUUCUCCUUCCCUGGUGACGCGGGAACCCACACGUCUGUUCUGUUCCGGUACAUAGUGUUCAAACCCUUUGAAGAGGAGGUUAUCAUCGGUAAAGUUAGACGGUCCAGUCCAGACGGUGUUUGGGUAACUUUGGGCUUCUUUGAGGACAUCUUCAUCCCUGAAGCGUAUCUCCAGUCUCCACACAGGUUCGACCAAGAGGAGAACUGCUGGAUUUGGGAGUACACUGACGGACUGGAGACUCACAAUCUCUACAUGGAUGAGAGAGAAGAAAUCAGGUUCAGGGUUUGUAAAAUAGAAUUUAACGACGUAGCUAAACGUGCUCCUACACAAGACUCAGAAGAGUUGUUACCUAUGAAGAUUAUCGAACGGUUCGUGACUUGUCAGAAUGGUGCUUAA